Messenger RNA from Talaromyces proteolyticus, 813 nucleotides. Its product is annotated as putative C2H2 transcription factor. The transcript is spliced from 2 exons. Gene Ontology annotation, biological process: regulation of transcription by RNA polymerase II. The record is from RefSeq and is a predicted model, not a curated record. Gene Ontology annotation, cellular component: nucleus. Bases 1 to 813 code for a protein of 270 amino acids. NCBI's taxonomy places the organism in Eukaryota, Fungi, Ascomycota, Eurotiomycetes, Eurotiales, Trichocomaceae.
AUGUCUGCUGUCAUGGGCGACGGCACAGACUAUCCAAGUCCAAGAAGUGAAGGGCCCAGCGGACCUAGCGCUAUUCUCAUUGCUGCUCCAGAGUCUCUUUCACCAUCAAAGAUGGCAGAUUCCGUGCCAAAUCUCACUACAGAUGGAACUCGCCCACGAUUGUCGGUGAGACGGUCUCGCGAUCCUCCAAAGAACGAGUUGAAUCAGAUCUAUUGUGAUCAUACCGAGUGUCAACCCAACCCGCCUACAUUCCGUCGACCUUGCGAAUGGAAUAAACAUAUGGAUAAACACGAUCGCCCCUACAAGUGCAUGGAGCCCGGCUGUGACAAAAUCCAGGGAUUCACAUACUCCGGUGGACUUUUGCGACACCAACGCGAAGUGCACAAGAAGAAUGCCACAGCCAAAAAGUCCUUAAUGUGCCCUUAUGCCGACUGCAAUCGCAGCAAAGGCGAUGGCUUUACUCGACAAGAAAACCUCAAGGAACAUCUUCGCCGCCGUCACAUGCAUACAGAUAAUGGAGCUUCAUCGGAACUCUCGGCCCUUGCCGUUGCCGAAGUCGAGGGUCUGAAGUCAACACUUCUGGAACACACCCCAAGUCUCAAGCGCAAGCAUGAUUCUGUUGACUCCCCGCUUGAUAUUUUGGACGGAGAUGAAGAAAGCUCGGUCGAUCUCCAUGACGAAGUGAAACGUCUGCGGCUCGAAGUGGAAAAGAAGGACAGGCGUCUAGAAGAACUCGAGCGAAUUGUAGCAGGACUGCAACAGUCGAUUCCCCAACACGGCGGUAUGGCAGUGGUUGCUGGUAGCGAAGUUUGA